UUGAGUUGUCGAGUAUUGAUGUGACAUAUCAUCUUGUAAUAUUUACCUCAUACUUCAAUUCUGAAAUAGUAAUAUUAUUAAAUGUGAAAAUGAUUAAAUUAACGCAGGAUAUUGAUUUGGAGAAUUAUACGCUCAUCUUGCCAUCGGUAGCGGUCGGAAACGUUGGACAACUGUCUGUUGACUUACUUAUUUCGAAUCUUAACCUUCCAAAAGUCGGUCAAAUUUUUAGCGCGUCAUUCAUACCUGUCGUUGGUGCAAACGCCUAUCACGAGCAUUCGAAUGAGAUUAUUACAGCAAUUGAUAUUUAUGCAGGCAUCAAGGAACGUAUUGUUGUUAUACAGAUCCGAUCGCCGUAUGUUGGCGAGCUUUUAGAAUUUUUCAACGAACUGAAGCAGUUUGUCACCGAGAGAAAAAUAGCUAAAGUAAUAAUUCUUGCAAGCAGUCAUGAUUAUGCAAAAAGGGAAGUCCAACCGCAACAUCUCAAGUUGAGAUAUGUUGCCUCUCCUAGUAUACAGUCUCAGACUGGCAAACUCUUUGAUGACCUCAACUGGAUUCCACAUAAACCGAAAGACGUGACUGGAGAGGAAAGAUUGCAGAUACCAGGGGGUGGAUUUGCUAAGAGCAUCUUCAACUUUCUGUCCAAUGCUGACAUUCCUUGCGCCAUCUUGUUCAAAUUCUGUUCUGAAGGGGAUAAUAUAGAAGAUGCAAUAGCUCUGGUGUGCUAUUUAAAUCAAUGGAUACAUGUAUUAGGAACAAGCAGUAGUAAUUUGAAGUAUCCACCGUCUUGGAAACACUUAUUUGGGAAGCCGCCAUCAGAGGAUAUGUAUUGAUUAAAAUGCCGAAUAGGAUA
This is a messenger RNA of Mycetomoellerius zeteki, 850 nucleotides long. Its product is annotated as proteasome assembly chaperone 2. Gene Ontology annotation, biological process: proteasome assembly. The transcript has 3 exons. Gene Ontology annotation, cellular component: cytosol; nucleus. The coding region runs from base 90 to 830 and encodes 246 amino acids. NCBI's taxonomy places the organism in Eukaryota, Metazoa, Arthropoda, Insecta, Hymenoptera, Formicidae. The record is from RefSeq and is a predicted model, not a curated record.